GCAUAUGUGUAUGGUGAUGAGAGGAGUGCAGAAAAUAAAUAGUAAGACAGUUACAUCAACGAUGCUUGGUGUAUUCCGGGAUGAUCCUAAAACUCGCGAGGAAUUUCUUAAUCUGGUUCAUAAUAAGUAAAUUUUUUUUCUUCAAAAUAUGAUUUUUUAUUAUUGGCCAAGGGACCACUGUAUUUAAAAUGGCCCCCAAUACUUUUCUUCUUUUAACAUUUUUAUCAUAUUGCUACCUCACUACAGAAGACGUCGAAAAACAAGUUGAUUUAAUGACGUGCUUUCUUGUAACAUUCCUUUUAUUUUUUUAAGGAAUAUUUUGUACACAUAACAUUUUAAAAUAAUAUUUUUUUAUUUUAAUUAUUUUUUUCAUGUAGUUAGGAUAAUCAUAUCGACGUAAUAAAGUUGAACAAUGUUGUCUAAGACGUUUUUCAAGACGCUCUUAAACUGCUGAUCGAAUGACAUAAAGACAAUACGGUAAUUACUUAGGGAAAUUUUCCAUAAGUACUAGAGUAAAAACUAAUAUUUCUAUGUAAAGAAAAACUUAUGAAUCAUUUCCCGAAAUGGCAUAUACAUAUUUGAGAAAGUAUGUGAUAUUUUCGUUAGAUAUCCAAUAUUGCUAAUAAUAUACGUAUAUUAAUAACAUUAUCAUGCUGCUGGACCAGCUGUAAUUAUGUUUUUGAUUAUUGUUAUAUUUUGCAAAUAUUUUCAUAAUGUUAUUAAUAUAUAUAGAAAAUGGCUAAAUAACAUUUAAAGCAUCUCUGGUAAAGUAACUGCACUGUUUAUGAAAAUAAACUUAAGAAAUUUCGAGACCGAAGUUUCUCGAUCGGUAUGAACUGAAUGAUUGCCAGAACACUUUCAACGGCCUCGUAAUUCGUGACAAUACAUAUUUUAGAUUCUAUACUAUGAUUCUGACUGAAAAGUGUUCGCGUUGCGAUACAUCAUGCCAAACGAGAAACACAGAUAAGCCUAUUAUAUUUUAGAAAUAAUUUCUAAAAUAAACGACGAAUAAACGAUAAAUCUUUCAAUUUCGUUAUCGUUUUCAGCUUGUAAAACGUUAACAGCCAUACGUUUUACAAC
Messenger RNA from Apis florea (little honeybee), 1080 nucleotides. RefSeq names its product GTP cyclohydrolase 1. The record is from RefSeq and is a predicted model, not a curated record. Gene Ontology annotation, biological process: tetrahydrofolate biosynthetic process; tetrahydrobiopterin biosynthetic process. Gene Ontology annotation, molecular function: zinc ion binding; GTP binding; GTP cyclohydrolase I activity. Lineage: Eukaryota; Metazoa; Arthropoda; Insecta; Hymenoptera; Apidae. Gene Ontology annotation, cellular component: cytoplasm.